UGCUGCAGGUACUAUAAACGUGUAUUUGGAGAGUUCUUUGUGACAACUGACUCAAAUGCUGAAAAGAACUCAUCUGUUAUUGUUCAUGCAUCUGAAUACCAUCGAUUUGGUUGGUUGCUUUUCUUAGCUCUUCGUGUACAUGCUUUCAGCCGCUUCAAAGACUUGGUGACUUGCACCAAUGGUCUAAUUUCAAUCUUGGCCAUCUUAAUUAUUCAUGUUCCUACUCGAUUUCGGAAUUUCAACAUUCAUGACUCAUCACGCUUUGUUAAGAAAAAUAACAAAGGUGUGGACCUCCUUGCUUCACUUUGCAACAUAUACAACACUACUGAAGAUGAGUUGAGGAAAACAAUGGAGAAAGCCAAUAAUGUAAUAGCAGAUAUAUUGAAGAAGAAGCCCUGCUUGGCAUCAGAAUGCGAAACUGAAAACCUAGAAAAUGUUGAUAAAGAUUGUUUGACCUAUUUUAAAGAUUUAAUGGAAGAAUCGUCUCUACCUUCAAGUUUAUAUUUAUUAGAAAAGGAUUAUGAUUACAUGUUUCGCCACAAGAGUGAACUGGAUGAGAGGUUAUUCAUUAAUGAUGAUGACAGCCUAUUAGCUUCUGGAAGUUUGUCUGGAGGUUCUGCUUCAGCAGGUGGUGUAAAGAGGAAAUUUGAUUCACUGGCAUCACCUUCUAAGACCAUUACAAGUCCACUCUCACCUCAUCGCUCUCCAUCUUCACAUGCCAAUGGCAUCCCUGGUAGCGCAAACUCAAAGAUGGCAGCCACCCCUGUAAGCACAGCAAUGACUACAGCAAAGUGGCUUCGAACUGUCAUUUCUCCACUUGCACCAAAGCCCUCGCAAGAGCUGGAAAGAUUUCUGACAUCAUGUGAUAGGGAUGUUACAAGCGAUGUAGUGCGCAGAGCACAGAUUAUAUUGCAGGCUACUUUUCCUAGUAGUCCACUUGGAGAACUAUGUGUAACUGGAAGCCUGCAAAGUGCAAACCUCAUGGACAAUAUAUGGGCAGAACAACGAAGAUUGGAAGCUCUGAAGUUAUACUACAGGGUCUUGGAGGCAAUGUGCAGAGCUGAAGCUCAAGUUUUUCAUGCAACUAAUUUGACCUCUCUUCUUACGAAUGAGAGGUUCCAUCGGUGUAUGCUUGCAUGCUCUGCAGAAUUAGUCCUGGCAACUCAUAAGACUGUAACAAUGUUGUUCCCUGCAGUACUUGAGAGGACUGGAAUUACGGCCUUUGAUCUUAGCAAGGUGAUUGAAAGUUUCAUUAGACAUGAAGAAUCUCUGCCAAGAGAAUUGAGGCGACAUCUGAAUUCAUUGGAAGAACGACUUUUGGAGAGCAUGGUAUGGGAAAAGGGUUCUUCAAUGUAUAAUUCUUUGGCAGUUGCCAGACCUGCCCUUUCUGCAGAGAUUAACCGCCUGGGACUGUUAGCUGAACCAAUGCCAUCAUUGGAUGAAAUUGCAAUGCAAAUUAACUUCUCUUGUGGAGGGCUGCCACCAGUGCCUACCUUGCCCAAGCUUGAAAGUUCACCAAUUCAGAAUGGGGAUAUCAGAUCACCAAAGCGAAAUGUGUUGAUGGAAAGAAAUUCGUUCACUUCUCCUGUGAAAGAUCGGCUUCUUCCCUUCAGCAAUCUUAAGUCAAAACUACCCCCACCUCCUUUUCAGUCUGCUUUUUCCAGCCCAACAAAGCCAAAUCCAGCAGGUGGAGGGGAAACAUGUGCAGAAACUGGUAUUAACAUCUUUUUCGGCAAGAUCAUUAAGUUGGGAGCAGUCAGAAUUAGUGGCAUGGUUGAAAGACUGCAAUUAUCUCAACAAAUAAGGGAGAAUGUAUACUGCCUUUUCAAGCGGAUCCUACAUCAAAGGACAUCUCUCUUCUUCAACCAUCAUAUUGACCAAAUAAUCUUGUGUUGUUUCUAUGGAGUUGCGAAGAUUUCACAAUUAAACCUAACUUUUAGAGAGAUAGUAUACAACUACAGAAAUCAACCACAUUGCAAACCACAAGUUUUCCGCAGUGUAUUUGUUGAUUGGUCAUUAGUACGCCGAAAUGGGAGAACAGGACAGGAGCAUGUUGACAUCAUCACCUUUUACAAUGAAAUAUUUAUUCCCUCAGUAAAGCCUCUAUUGGUUGAACUUGACCCUUCUGGAGCAACUACAAAAAGUGACCGAAUGCCUGAAUUUGAUAAUAAAAGUGAUGGCCAUUUAGCUCAAUGUCCAGGAUCUCCUAAAGUAUCAUCUUUCCCUACCCUUCCCGAUAUGUCUCCAAAAAAAGUAUCCGCUACACACAAUGUAUAUGUCUCUCCGUUACGAUCGUCCAAGAUGGAUGCUCUAAUAUCACACAGCUCAAAAAGCUAUUAUGCUUGUGUUGGGGAGAGCACUCAUGCUUAUCAGAGCCCUUCAAAAGACCUGACCGCCAUCAAUAACCGUUUGAAUGGCAACAGGAAGGUGAGAGGACCCCUGAAUUUUGAUGAUGUUGAUGUGGGCUUGGUUAGUGAUUCUAUGGUUGCAAACAGCCUCUAUCUGCAGAAUGGAAGUUGUGCAUCAUCAUCAGGUGCACCAGUGAAAUCAGAGCAACCUGACUCUUGAAGCUCCAUGUUGUGUAUAUUCUGCUUGUCUCCUCUCUCGAGUCCAUAUAAUAUUAGCAGCUUUUAUGAGAAGGGGUAAUGAAUGAGCGAUGAGAUUGUAGAAUGCCGCCACAGCCCUCUUGUACUUUGUGUAUGUUAGGAAUUAAAUGCAGAAUGUAGGUCUCUGAUUAUCUAAUCAAUAAUAGCUUCCUUUCCUAGUUCAA
Molecule: messenger RNA, 2770 nt
Organism: Vigna umbellata (rice bean)
Lineage: Eukaryota; Viridiplantae; Streptophyta; Magnoliopsida; Fabales; Fabaceae
Source: RefSeq, a predicted model, not a curated record